Messenger RNA from Verticillium dahliae VdLs.17, 924 nucleotides. RefSeq lists its product as uncharacterized. Lineage: Eukaryota; Fungi; Ascomycota; Sordariomycetes; Glomerellales; Plectosphaerellaceae. The record is from RefSeq and is a predicted model, not a curated record. The transcript is spliced from 2 exons. The coding region runs from base 1 to 924 and encodes 307 amino acids.
AUGGAUCAGUGCGCCCUCGAUCCUGAUACCGUCAUCGGCACCAACAGCACCGACAACUCCACCCUCGUCUUCUCCGACUUUGCCGUCUCCCUCGCCAACAUUGCGCCCUGCGGCGCCCCUACGUAUCUGAGGCCGGACCCAGGCGGCUGUCUUUUGCCCUGGCCCUAUACCCUCGCAUGGAUCCUCGUUCACCUGCCCGUGACGGUCCUGCGCGUGAAUCGGUGGGAAAAGGUCCAGACACUGUCCAUCCUCCUGGCCUUCUUCAGCGUCUACUUUACAGCCCAAGCUUACACGACCCACCUGACGCCCGACCAGGUCAUGGUAUGGAUGCCCCUUGCCAUCGUGCUCGAUGUCGGCGCCAUGAUGCAGCUCGUCUUCCUCGUCAUUCAGGAAAACGGCGUCGUGCUGUUAUGGGCUGCCUUUAAGCAGCUCCUCAUGAGACCUUUCCGGCCGCAGCGGAGGCCGUCCAUCGAGCUCAUCCGCCAAGACGCGCGCGGCGAGAACAACAACGGUAAUAUUGCAAAGGGUAUCGCCGUCCACGUUCUUGAACCAGAGCCCGUCCCGCAAGACCGCGACCUCGCCCCGAAGGCCCUCAUCACACUCCUCGCCCUCUUGCUCCUCGUCACGCUCGUCAUCCUCCAGUUCGUGGGGCUCGCCAACGCCGCACGCGGCCGCAAGACUGACGACCUCGCCGCCGUCUGGUGUUCUCCCAUGUUCCAGUCCGGCGAGGCCGUCCUCGCCACGCCCGCGCGGUGCCAGAGCACCCCGCUCCCCGUCGACCGCUCCGCGAGCCAGGGCAUCGGCUGCGUCCGCCUGCCGGGCCGACGACCAGCGCCGCUGGCUGACCGCCACCGUCGCCGUGCUCUCCGCGAGCCUCGUCGCACAGGUCGUCGACGCCGCCGUCCUCGUCCUCGUCGGCAAUAA